This is a messenger RNA of Rhagoletis zephyria (snowberry fruit fly), 433 nucleotides long. RefSeq lists its product as uncharacterized. The record is from RefSeq and is a predicted model, not a curated record. Lineage: Eukaryota; Metazoa; Arthropoda; Insecta; Diptera; Tephritidae.
AUGCCUCUGGGCGACCGAAAACCAAGCGAAUUGUUCAGCGAAAUGAAGCGCGUGGCCGGCACUACGCUUAACGAUAGUUUGUUGCACGACUUAUGGGUAGCGCGACUUCCUCCUUACGUCCAAGCUGCCAUAAUCGCAACGAAAGUUCCGCUCACGGAGAAAGUAAAGGUGGCUGAUUCAAUUGCCGAAUCUAUUGGUUGGUACAAAGGCCAAGUUGAAAUGGUCUCCUCAUCUCGCAAUGAUAUUGCUAACCUCAAAGAUGAAAUUGCGGAACUUUCACGCAAUUUGCAGAGGCAGUUUAAGGUUAGGGACCGUCCACGCGCCAGAUCGCUAUCACGUUCAAAAACGGUACCUCAAAACAGUACUUCCAAGAACGGUUUUUGCUUGUACCAUAAUAAGUUCGGCGACAAAGCUACAAAAUGUCGCGAACCAU